Molecule: messenger RNA, 2824 nt
Organism: Salvelinus namaycush (lake trout)
Lineage: Eukaryota; Metazoa; Chordata; Actinopteri; Salmoniformes; Salmonidae
Product: death-associated protein kinase 2-like
Exons: 8
Coding region: 141-791 (216 amino acids)
Biological process (GO): intracellular signal transduction; protein phosphorylation; positive regulation of apoptotic process
Cellular component (GO): nucleus; cytoplasm
Molecular function (GO): ATP binding; protein serine/threonine kinase activity
Source: RefSeq, a predicted model, not a curated record
AACAGGGGCUCUGUAGUACCUAAUGUUCUGGUGACCCUGUUUAUCAACAGGGGCUCUGUAGUACCUAAUGUUCUGGUGACCCUGUUUAUCAACAGGGGCUCUGUAGAACCUAAUGUUCUUGUUUUCAGCCUGAGAACAUCAUGCUGUUGGAUAAGAACGUCGAUCUACCACGCAUCAAGCUCAUAGACUUUGGUCUGGCUCAUAAGAUGGACCAGGUCGGGACGGACUUUAAAAAGAUCUUUGGAACACCUGAAUUUGUGGCUCCAGAAGUCGUCAACUAUGAGCCUCUGGGUUUAGAAGCAGACAUGUGGAGCAUCGGAGUCAUCACCUACAUACUGCUGAGCGGAGCAUCGCCGUUCCUUGGUGACUCAAAGCAGGAGACGCUAGGGAACAUCUCAGCCAUAGCCUACGAGUUUGAUGACGAGUUGUUCAGCAGGACCAGUGAGCUGGCCAAAAGCUUUAUACGACAACUACUGGAGAAAGACACCAGAAAACGGUUGACAAUCCAUGGUGCUCUGAAACAUCCCUGGAUACAGCCGUUGGACUCCAGACAGGCCCUGGUCAAGAGACAGUCUGUAGUCAACCUGGAGAACUUCAGGAGACAAUACGCCCGACGCAGAUGGAAGCUUUCCUUCAGAAUAGUGUCUCUCUGUAACCAUUUAACUCGUAUGAUGAAGAAAGGUCAUCCCAAGCUGGCAGCCCAGGACGAGAGGGACUGUGAGAGCGACCAGGAGACGGACAUGAUCAUGAAGAAAAGACCCAGAACCCGGAAGAGAAGCAACACUUCCUGAAACCUGCCUGUCUUUUCUGAUUUGUUGAAUGUGUGUCUGUAGCACACAUGAUUGGUCCGAAAGCAGCUCACAGAGACUACUUCAAAAACUGCUGUCCAUACAAUGUCUUUUAUAUGUUGCACAGCAUUCUGGGGCAAUAGAUGAAAUGCGUUGAUAGUGUUUCCUAUGGAGUAAUUUCAGUGCCAACAGAAAUGUUAUUUGAAUCCCUGCCUUCUGUAAAGCUAUCUAGAUUGUAGGAAUGUACAUGUACAAUUGACAGGUUAGGAUAGGGUACAGGUUAGGAUAGGACAGGGUACAGGUUAGGAUAGGGUACAGGUUACGGUUACAGGUUAGGAUAGGGUACAGGUUAUGGUUACAGGUUGGGAUAGGGUACAGGUUAGGAUAGGAUACAGGUUAUGGUUACAGGUUGGGAUAGGGUACAGGUUAGGGUUACAGUGGACAGGUUAGGGUAUAUGUUGGGGUUAGGGUACAGGUUAGAUUUAGGGUACAGGUUAGGGUUACAGGUUAGAUUUAGGGUACAGGUUAGGGUUACAGGUUCGAUUUAGGGUACAGGUUAGAUUUAGGGUACAGGUUAGGGUUACAGGUUCGAUUUAGGGUACAGGUUAGAUUUAGGGUACAGGUUAGGAUUACAGGUUAGGAUAGGUUAGGGUACAGGUUAGAUUUAGGGUACAGGUUAGAUUUAGGGUACAGGUUAGAUUUAGGGUACAGGUUAGGAUAGGUUAGGGUACAGGUUAGAUUUAGGGUACAGGUUAGGAUAGGUUAGGGUACAGGUUAGAUUUAGGGUACAGGUUAGAUUUAGGGUACAGGUUAGGCGUACAGGUUAGAUUUAGGGUACAGGUUAGGCGUACAGGUUAGAUUCAGGGUACAGGUUAGGUUAGGGUUAGAGUGUAGGAUAGGGUACAGGUUAGGGUUACUGGGUACAGGUUAGAUUUAGGGUACAGGUUAGGGUUACAGUGGAAAGGAAAGAGGACAGCUCACAUAUAAUUUAAUGUUGUUAUCCAAUUGUCUUAAAUAACUAACUUCCUCAUUCUGCUAUUGUCCUCAUGAGUGACUAACUUCCUCAUUCUGCUGUUGUCCUCAUAAAUGACUAACUUCCUCAUUCUGCUGUUGUCCUCAUUCGUGACUAACUUCCUCAUUCUGCUGUUGUCCUCAUAAGUGACUAACUUCCUCCUUCUGCUGUUGUCCUCAUUCUGCUGUUGUCCUCAUAAGUGACUAACUUCCUCAUUCCCAUGUACUGUACAUGUAAAAAACAGAGUUAGUAAAGAUUUGUAUUAUCUCUCUUGAAAACUGGCCUUAUGACUGAAAUGUUCAAGUUUUGAUAUAUUUGAAUAUAUUCAUGAAAUGGGGAUUUUGUGUCUUAAGUGGGUCGUACAUGCUGACCACACCGCUUGCGUUGCGAAAUAAAUGUGCACAUACAUGUUAAUCAAUAAUUUAAUCCAAACUUCUCGCGCACGUCAACGAGCGUCUGCGUAGCCAGGCGCUAAAAUAGAACUUGGUUCUAUUUGUGACGCCUCUCCCAUCUCAUUGGUUUUUAGGAGCAUCUACCCACGUGGGUGAUUGAAAGAUGAACUGAGGGCCACACUCCAGUCCAGUAGGUGGUGGUAAUGCACCUUCAAGCUUGGUUGCCAACCGCCAUAUAAAGUCCAAAGAAGAAGACUGAAGGAGGAGAGAUGACUAGAAACUAACUUCCCCUUUUAUCUGUGGAUUAAUUGUCAGGGUAGAGAACAUACAAAGAUCCAGGAAAAAAUGUACCUUGUGUAUUUCAAGUAAAAUAACAACCCAAUGUUUAAUUUUAUCCCAGGACAAAUGAUUCAUGUGUUUCGACCUGUCCCCAAAUGAAUAGACUUCGUUCAGAGUUUGUUUUGAUAUUUCCACCUGAUUGGGUCUGGUGUGGUUGGACAACAUCAACAUGCAAGCGCCUAACCGGUGUAGUCAGCAUGUUCGUUCUUGUGAUUCAAUGCUGGAGGCUUCGCUGUUCAACAAAAAGGAUGUAUCUGUUUAAAAAAAAAUAAACAACUUUGUUAAAACUUGAA